Molecule: messenger RNA, 1917 nt
Organism: Salvia miltiorrhiza (redroot sage)
Lineage: Eukaryota; Viridiplantae; Streptophyta; Magnoliopsida; Lamiales; Lamiaceae
Product: probable GTP diphosphokinase CRSH, chloroplastic
Exons: 4
Coding region: 99-1778 (559 amino acids)
Biological process (GO): guanosine tetraphosphate metabolic process
Molecular function (GO): calcium ion binding
Source: RefSeq, a predicted model, not a curated record
AAAUGAUGGGAUAAUUGUAGUGUAAAUGAUGAUGAAGGUAUGAGUGGCACAUCAGAAAUGAAGACACUCUCAAGUUGAGAGAGAGAGAGAGAGAGAGAAUGGGCGUGAUCGGGCGUCCUGCUCCUUGUUGUAGUCCGCUGGUUUAUCCGAAAGCUAAGACGAGUGCGAGAGUGAGUGUGAGUUUAUCAAUUGAAUUCCUGAAGAGGAGGAGGAAGCAAAUUGGAAUGGUGAAGGCACUGGAGCAACCUGGGGGUAAGAUGGUGGUGGAGUUGGUUGGGGCCUUCAAUGAACUGACGGAGAGGAUGAGCGUCCUCUCCUCCAGCUCCUCCCGCCUCCUCUUCAAGACCCUCAAGCUCUCUCUCCCUAUUCUCCAUUCCCUCCCCCUUCUCCCCGACGGCCGCGACCCCCUCUCUAGGGCUCUCUCCCUCGCCCUUUUUCUCGCCCAUCUCCAGAUGGAUGCUGAGGCCAUUUGUGCUGGAAUAUUGAGACAAGUAAUCGAGGGAGGUAUGAUAUCCAUGAAUGAAGUGAGGGAACGCAUUGGCAUGGGCACUGCUCAUCUUCUACAUGAAAGCAUGCGCUUAAACAACAUUUCUUCCAAGGUGGAGGCGUUAGAUGACGAGAGUGCAUUUGCAUUGAGGAAAUUCUGCCUCACAUACUACGACGUCAGGGCCAUCAUACUAGACUUGGUUCUAAAGCUUGACAUGAUGAGGCACCUUGAUCAUCUCCCGAGGUACAAGCAGCAAAUGGUUUCUGUACAAGUUAUGAAGAUAUACGCCCCACUAGCACACGCCGUUGGCAUCACCAGUUUAUCCAUGGAACUCGAGGAUCUUUCCUUCAGAUACAUGUUUCCUUAUUCAUACCUUUAUGUCGACACAUGGUUGAGGAGCCAUGAGACUGUAAGCAAGCCUCUGCUGGACAUGUACGAGGACCAGCUCCUUAACUCCCUCACAUCUGACCAAUGUUUAACUGAAAUGGUGCAGCACGUCUCUGUUGAAGGUCGUUUCAAGAGUCGUUACAGUACUAUGAAGAAACUAUUGAGAGAUGGGCGUAAACCUGAGCAAGUGAACGACAUCUUAGGAUUAAGAGUAGUUAUAACUCCAUUAUCUGGAGUUAAUUCAUCUGAGAUUGGAGAAAAAGCUUGCUAUAGAGCACGUGAUAUCAUCCAGUCCCUAUGGAAAGAAAUUCCUAGCAGGUUCAAGGAUUAUAUCACGCGGCCCAAGUUUAAUGGAUACAAGAGUUUACACAUGGCCGUUGAUAUCAGUGACAAUGGUAGGAAUAGGCCGCUGAUGGAAAUACAGAUACGAACAGCUGAGAUGGACAUGUUGGCAGCUGGUGGAACUGCAUCCCAUGCAUUAUACAAAGGUGGCCUUACCAAUCCAGAAGAGGCAAAGCGGCUUAAGGCUAUUAUGAUGGCUGCGGCUGAACUAGCAGCACUACGUCUUAGAGAUUUGCCUUCCUCAACUCCAAAGGGUCUAGAUGAUAGCAGAAACCGAGUGUUCCAUCUUCUAGAUAAGAAUGGAGAUGGUAAGAUCAGCGUUGAGGAACUUAUGGAGGUAAUGGAAGAGCUUGGUGCUGAAGGGGAAGAUGCCCGGGAGAUGAUGCAGCUCCUUGAUUCAAAUAGUGAUGGCCUGCUUAGCUCGGACGAAUUUGACUUGUUCCAGAAACAGGUUAAACUCAUUCGGAAUUUGGAAUACAGAGAUGGGCAAUACAAGAUUGAGUUGGAUGAGAUUGAGAAGCUUCUUCAAAUAGAGGAUACAACUCAACCAACUCUAGGGUAAUCGAGUGAACUGCCAUUCCACCAUAGAUACGGUCUACUCAGAAGCUUUUAGUUGUGUGCUUCCCAGUAGACUAUUGUAUAUGUGAAUCAUGUAAAUUAAACUCACUAAAUAUCAUAUGCAUGUUGCCAAACCAAUAAAA